GCGUCUGUGGUUAUUUCCUUCUAUCACAUCAUCGAAACGAAACCGAAAAUGUUAACCUCACUUUCAUGAAAAAUUACACAAUCACCACUUCCGCCUUGGACACCUGCUUUUACAAUUUUGUAUAAUUGUGAGCUUCAUAGAUCAGGUUCCAGAAUACCAAGGGCCGUUCGAAACGGUAAAAGAAACUCAGCAGAUACAAGAUUCCUAUUGCCGAUACUGAGCUAAAUUCUUCGACGCAUGAUGCCUUUAAAUCACGAUUCGAGGAGAGAUUCCUUCCGUAACAAAGCAAAGAUGAUUCUCAACAUGAUAGAUCACUUCAGUGGACGUUCUUCGGCUUGUUACGCGGUAGUUGCGACGCUAAAAAUUGUCGUCUUAUUGUUCGUGAUUAUUGUUGCAGUCGAGUGCGUAUUUUAUUUCCGAUAUUGCUUCUGGUUUUUGUGUGGACUAUCGAUUUCCCUUGCUCGUUUCACUUUUAAAAUAACACUAAAAAGCGCAAUGUUCGUCUUCUACUACGGCUUGAAAAUCUUUAUGGGAUCGAUGAAAGUUGUCAUAUAUUGCCUUAAGUCCAUUACGCUAUUCGCUUUAUAUAGCGUGUUUACUGUUUUGCGUUUCCUAAUUGCCUACCCUUCAGACUGGGCCUUAAAUUUGAGGAUUGAUUUGAGAAGUUUUUUGCAACUGUGUUGUUUGUGUAGCUUUAUGAAAAUGGUCUUCCACUGGAACAAACAUGGCGCAAGAAAUUUUUGUGACAGGGUUUCUAGCGCCGUUAAAAAGGCCAGAGAGCACUUCGAUUCUACGUUUACCGUCUGCAGUUACCACCUAAGAAUCAUUCAAGACAAACUGGAUCGUUUGAGCAGACAUUCGUCCACUGGUUACGUGGCAGCUGUGUUCAUAAAGAUUUGUGUCAUGUUUGUGGUGGCGGCCAUUGUUUACAAGUGCGUCUGGGUGACGAUUGGAAAUUUAUUCAUUAUAUGCACCUUCCUCUUCUGUUCAGCUGUGAUGUUCAUCUUUGAAGACAUAAGGCAAAUCCUGAAGAAUCCAGUUGCUUUGUUCCAGAAUAAACCGAUUUCCUUCAGCAACAUUUUUAAGGGAUUGAGCGACGCUGGUGGUGACUUUCCUUACUUUUGGCAGUUCAAAGAAGAAGAUUCCUAUUUGUGGAAGAACUUUGGCCCUUCUGACGAUAUGGCUUUGGAAAAGCUCUAUUGUGACGUGAAUAAUCUGCAAGUUACAUUGAACCUUACCGAUACUGCGUUGAGUGCUUCAUCAUCACAGGUGACAGUUCAUUUCGAGGAGAUGUCCAUGCGCUCGCCCUCCUCUGCCCAGUUCUUGCUCCGUCGAUGCUCAACACCAUCUUAUCUACAGGAGCCAAACAACAAGUCAUCCACACAAUGGGUUUGGUAUUGGGAAGACAACGAUGGUUGGAAGAAAUACUCUGAAACGAUGCAGUCGUCUGGGACAAAGCAAGAACAGAUAGAGGCUGCCUAUUUAAAAGGAGAAAGCUUCUAUCCCUUUCGAAGUGGUUCUCACAAUUACAUUCUAACAUUCUACGAAAUGCCUAUGCACCAAAUAAAUAUCGACCCAAAGCUCCAGACCAGGCGGUUCGUAAGAAGAAGACCUGUGUUUGUUUCAAAACCAGCUUAUCGCGCCACAAAGAGUUAUCUGAGAGGCAAGGCUAAAGAUUUUGAACGGACUCGUUUAAAAGAGAACUGCGAAAAAUACCGAACUGCGAGUCAACGUUUUCACGAAACAUUACAAGAAGACCAGGCCUACAUUGUGAUGGUGGAAGAAAUUUGGAACGAAGAGUUACAUGAGAGAUACGAAAGUAAGCGGAAAAGAAUCAAAAGGAAACUGAAAGCAAAAAGGGACGAUCAGAUAGAAAAAUUGCUAUUCCAUGGUACUUCAUCAGAUGUCGUUGAUGCCAUCUGCAAGCAGAACUUUGAUCACAGAUUGCGAGGAAAGAAUGGGACAUGGUAUGGAGAGGGGAGCUAUUUUGCUGUAGACGCUUCCUACAGUAAUCGCUACAGCGAUCCAGGUGGAGAUAAGACGAGAUUCAUGUUCUUAGUAAGAGUUUUGACGGGGGAAUCUAAGCUUGGAAUGGAAGGUUUUCGUCGACCACCUCUGAAAGAUCCAAGCGAUCCUGCCAGCGAUUUGUACGAUUCAUGCGUCGACGACGAAAAUCAACCAAAGAUCUUUGUUAUAUUUAAUGACGAACAAUGCUAUCCUUCUUAUCUAAUUCAGUAUCAGCUGCUAUAGGUUUUGGUAACAAAGUCAAAACAUUAGAGCUUCAUUACUACACAUCUUAUUUAGAAGCAGUACAAGAGCUUCAUUAUUACACAUCUUAUUGAGAAGCACUAUAAGAGCUUUAUUACUACACAUCUUAUUUAGAAGCAUUACAAGAGCUUCAUUAUUACACAUCUUAUUGAGAGGCAUUAUAAAAGCUUC
Messenger RNA from Pocillopora damicornis (cauliflower coral), 2439 nucleotides. RefSeq names its product protein mono-ADP-ribosyltransferase TIPARP. Gene Ontology annotation, cellular component: nucleus. The record is from RefSeq and is a predicted model, not a curated record. NCBI's taxonomy places the organism in Eukaryota, Metazoa, Cnidaria, Anthozoa, Scleractinia, Pocilloporidae. Gene Ontology annotation, molecular function: NAD+ poly-ADP-ribosyltransferase activity.